Molecule: messenger RNA, 478 nt
Organism: Poecilia reticulata (guppy)
Lineage: Eukaryota; Metazoa; Chordata; Actinopteri; Cyprinodontiformes; Poeciliidae
Source: RefSeq, a predicted model, not a curated record
UCUGUCCCUCUCUGUCCCCCUCUGUCCCUCUCUGUCCCUCUCUGUCCCCCUCUGUCCCGGGUCGUCUCGUGUCCAGGAUGUCUGCAGAAAGCGGUCUGGAGUCGGUGGACUUUGAGGUCUUCGGCCAUGUUCAGGGUGUCUGCUUCAGAAUGCUGCUAAUCCGACCAGAUCUCCAGUCCUUCCUGUCAUCGUGUCGCCGCCGUCCAUCAGCCUCAGAGACGGCGCUGCUGCGUCUCUCAGUCUGGACUGAAACCAGCAGCUCCUCAUGUCUUCAUUUCAAAGUGAGGGAAACGUCUCCUGUCCUGCAGCACACAGAGAAAGAGGGUCUGCGCCUGGUGGGCUGGGUGAAGAACACGUCCUCUGGGACGGUGGUGGGACAGGCGCAGGGACCGGCCGCCAUGGUGGAGGAGAUGUGAGACACUGAGACACACACUGAGACACUGAGACAUUGAGACACUGAGACACACACUGAGACACU